GCUUUGAAACUUUGUGUUUGUCAGCCCAGCAUUUGCAAUCACCCACCAACGCCAUCGGAACGCGGAACUGAGCUUCGGAAUCACAGGCACCACAUUAGCAACCCCUGACGAAGCAACUACACAGCCUGCACUUGAUCCACACCUAAGCACGGGACACACGCGACCACCACACCCCACAUUACGACCAUCCAUCACGCGGCCCCACAUCCUCACCAAUACAACGCAAGCAUACGCCAACAGGCAAACAAAGUUUUUUGUACAUUUUCAGCAUUCUGCUUGAGUCACUUUCACACAUCCGCACAAAUGGCUUUCUCAACACGAGCUCUACACCAAAUUAGGCGGUACUCAACUACGCUGCCGCGCGACCCGCAUUACAGACUCAAAGCAACACUCGCGACGGGAUAUGUAGUAUCAGCACUUGCGCUGCCGUUUGUACCACCGCUGCUGGAGACUCGGAGGGCGAAGGCAGAUGGAAGCUACUUGACUAGGGAAAAUGCGUAUUGCACUUCACAUUAUCUGGGAUGCGCGAGAUGAGGAUGUAUUCUCGAGACUACAUUAUAUUCACGAAAUCUGUCUUGCGUUGGAGUCCGUGCCAUCAUGAAUGUCACAUCAGAAUCAUAAUGGGAUCUGGAGUUUAGGAUGCACUGCAGGCGUUGGAAUGGUCCCAUAGGGAAUGCUUUUAACUUUACAUUUCUUUUUUUCGAAAUUUACUCUCUAAAUUCCUGGUACUUCGAGCUACGCAAUGCAAGUACCGGCACGUUAAUAGUCAGCUACUGAAAUUACGAGCGUCGAACAUCUGAGCAU
Molecule: messenger RNA, 804 nt
Organism: Parastagonospora nodorum SN15
Lineage: Eukaryota; Fungi; Ascomycota; Dothideomycetes; Pleosporales; Phaeosphaeriaceae
Exons: 4
Coding region: 304-534 (76 amino acids)
Source: RefSeq, a predicted model, not a curated record